Molecule: messenger RNA, 1041 nt
Organism: Amborella trichopoda
Lineage: Eukaryota; Viridiplantae; Streptophyta; Magnoliopsida; Amborellales; Amborellaceae
Source: RefSeq, a predicted model, not a curated record
AUGGGUUCCACACAGGGUUAUGGAACUGAUGAAUCUGACUCUAGAAACGAUGAAUCUGAUCGUUUGGAUGACUAUGGAUUUGAUGAAUCAAAUUUUAAAUGGACCUAUCGUUGUUAUAAUGCCGUUAAUAAGCCUCAGGUAGAAAGUGGGGAUAAAGUUAUAUUGCCUCAGUCUGCACUCCAUAGUCUUGCAACUACGCAUAUGGAAUACCCCAUGUUGUUUGAGCUUUGGAAUCCUUCCACGGAACAUGUUGCAUAUUGUGGUGUCUUAGAGUUCACUGCUGAAGAAGGCGAAUUAUAUAUGCCCAAUUGGAUGAUGGAGAACAUGCAUUUACAAGAGGGCGAUUACGUGGAAGUAAAGAACGGCACCCUUCGAAAGGGGACAUAUGUGAAACUGCAACCUCACACGAACGAAUUUUUGGAUAUCUCAAAUCUAAAAGCCAUUUUAGAAACUACUUUGCGGAGCUUCACUUGUUUAACCACUGGCGACCGCAUUAUGUUGGGCUUCAAUAAUAAAAAAUAUUACAUAAACAUUGUGGAAACGAGACCAACUCCAGCCGUCUGUAUUAUUGAUACAGACUGUGAGGUAGAUUUUGCUCCCCCUCUCGAUUACAAUGAGCCACAAAGAUCUGCUACCACUCUCUCAUCAAGCCAGACACUUGAGAAAGAAGAGCUUUCAAAGGAAUUUGAGAAGUUCAUCCCUUUUACAGGGGUUGGAAGGCGUUUAGAUGGAAAGCAUUCUUCCAACAUUCAAUCUCCCAAUCCUUCCAACCCUUCCAAUCAGAAAGAAGUUCAAAAAGAAGCCCCUAAGGAAGACCUCUUAAAGGAAGCCCGUAGGGAAGACCUCUUAAAGGAAUUUGAGAAGUUAACCCCUUUUACUGGGGUUGGAAGGCGGUUGCAUGGUAUGCAUUUUUCCAACAUUCAAUCUCCUAACUCGUCUACUAAUGUUCAGAACCCUUCUACCAAUAUUCAGAAAGAAGCCCUUAAGAAAGAACCCAAAUUCCAAGCAUUUUCAGGCAAAAAUUACAGAUUGAGGGAGUGA